AUGCCAGAUGGGUGUCAUGGUCCACAACAAUUGAAGGAUGGCAUUGCGCAAAUCCGCGUCCACCAUGCAGUCGAAAAAUUUAUUGAAGCUAUCCGUGAGGAUUAUGUUUAUCUGCUAGCUUCCUCGUACCACAAUAGCAGUCUUUGUAGUUUCCUCAAAACGCCAGCUCGCGGUAGUUACAACACCUGUCACUUUGAAUCUUCUCACUUCGGCUAUGAUUGCAUGGCGAUGCUUCUUCAAUUGCAUACAAAGCGUUUGCAGAAGGUCGAAGCAGUGUACUCAAUGGAGAUCAGAGCGAGGAUGCUCUAUAAAAUCUCCAUAUUUUCCGCAAGUAUGCCAAGAGCUGAGUGGAUUACCGCCUUGAUCAAGUUCCAUUUGUCUUGA
Molecule: messenger RNA, 384 nt
Organism: Sclerotinia sclerotiorum 1980 UF-70
Lineage: Eukaryota; Fungi; Ascomycota; Leotiomycetes; Helotiales; Sclerotiniaceae
Exons: 2
Coding region: 1-384 (127 amino acids)
Source: RefSeq, a predicted model, not a curated record